AUGAGUUGUUUAGCUUGGAAUUGUCGGGGAUUGGGGGCAUCUCGGGCAAUUCAUGUUUUAUCUCAAUUAGUUAAAUGUAGAGCUGGGGGUCUUGCUUUGCUUUGGCAAGAUCCGUCUUUGAUUAAUAUUGUUUCGUUUUCUUCAUCUCAUAUUGAUGCUAAUGUUCGUAGCUCCACAAAUAGAGAAUGGCGGUUAACAGGUUUCUAUGGUCGUCCAGAAACAAGUAGGCGACAUGAAUCCUGGGAUUUACUUAGACAACUUUCAGAACAAUCUACAUUACCAUGGAUGUGUGUGGGUGACUUUAAUGAAAUACUCACCAAUGAUGAGAAGAUUGGAGGACCACCGCGGUCUCAGCGGCAAAUGGAGAUGUUUCGGGCUACAGUUGAAUUUUGUGAAUUUAGAGAUCUGCCUAUAAAGGGUCCUUUGAUGACUUGGUCAAGGCUUAUGUCCUCGGAGUCUGACCAUUUGCCUCUUCAUAUCGAAAUUUUGGAUAAGCCUUGGGUUGGGAUACAUUACAACCAUAGAUUUCGUUUUGAGCGUAUGUGGUUAACUCAUGAUGGAGUCCAAACAAUCAUUAAUGGCAGUUGGAAUGUUCAGCAGGAGAUGUCUAUACAACAACGCAUUGCUAGUUGUGCCCAAUCCUUGCAGCAUUGGGACAAGACGGUGUUUGGUAAUGUGCGUUAUUCGAUCAGGAAGAAGAAAAGGGAUCUGGAAAGAUACUAUAAGGAAGCACAAAGGAAUGGUUUAUCUGGGCCUUUAAAUGAUUGUUUGAAUGAUAUUCAUGAACUUUAUGAUCGAGAGGAAUCAAUGUGGCGGCAGAGAUCAAAGGUAUCCUGGCUUCGAGAGGGUGAUAGGAAUUCGAGAUUUUUCCAUUCCAUCGUCAACUCGAGAAAGAAUCAGACUACUAUAUCAUCGAUUCAGGAUGCGAAUGGAGAGUGGCAAACGGAUUUGGCUUCUAUGGAGCAUGUAGUAUGUUCGUAUUUCAAGGAUAUUUUUACCUCCAGCAAACCAUUGCAUUCGGAUGUUGAGCAAGUGCUUGGAGUUGUUGAGAGACGAGUUACAGCUGAUAUGAAUGCUCAAUUGGUUCGUGAGUUUACAAUGGAGGAGAUUCGAGUAGCUACUUUUGACAUGGGAGCGGAUAAAUCACCCGGACCAGAUGGUAUGCCUCCAUUAUUCUAUCAGAAGUACUGGCAUGUUGUCGGGGCAAAAGUAAGUGAGAUGGCAUUGGCAUUUUUGAAUUCAGGAGUCUCUUUGCCCGAUGUUAAUCAGACAGAUGUGGUACUUCUUCCGAAAAUAGAUCAUCCUAGCUCGGUUAGGGACUAUCGUCCUAUUAGCCUAUGCAAUGUUAUUUUUAAGAUUGUGUCAAAAACUCUGGCUAACCGACUUCGUGAAGUGUUGCCGUUCAUUAUCGAUCCUAACCAAAGUGCAUUUGUGCCGGGGAGAAUGAUCUUCGAUAGUUCAAUCAUUGCUUUCGAAUCAAUUCAUUAUAUGAAGAAUAAAAGGAGUGGUGGAGAGAAGCAUAUGGCGCUUAAGUUAGAUCUAAGUAAAGCAUAUGAUCGAGUUGAAUGGGUUUUUCUUGAACGGAUUAUGGCUCGAUUAGGAUUUUCUAAUCGAUGGGUUUCUCUGGUUAUGGAGUGUCUAAGAACUGUUACGUAUUCCAUUCUUGUUAAUGGUAGGCGAACAGAAUCUUUUGUACCCUCGAGAGGAAUCCGACAGGGGGAUCCAUUAUCUCCAUAUCUCUUUCUGUUUUGCAUGGAAGGCUUGUCUUGUUUAUUGCAACGAGCAGAGUUGAAUGAUAGAAUCCAUGGAGUAGCAGUGAGCAGGUAUGCUCCACGCAUUUCGCAUUUAUUUUUUGCAGACGAUAGUCUUCUCUUUUUACGUGCGAGUUCGGAAGAGUGUGAUGUGGUGCUGGAUUUAUUGCGCCAGUUUGAGUUAGCAUCUGGACAGCAGGUAAAUAUAGAUAAAUCAGCGGUGAUGUUUAGUUGUAACACGCCAGGUGAUUUACAGGAGAUUAUUAUGCAUCAUUUGGGGAUUCAAAAAGUAUUAGAUCGAGACCGAUACUUGGGUUUACCAAUUAUGAUUGGAAGAUCCAAAAGUGUGGAGUUUCAUCUUAUAAAGGAUAGAUUAUGGAAGCAGCUUCGGAGCUGGAGUGGCAAGUUGUUGUCUAUUGCAGGUAAGGCGGUAAUGAUACAGUCCAUAGCCCAGGCGAUUCCGACGUAUUUGAGGAGCUGUUUUCGGUUUCCGAAAACUUUUCUUUAUGAGCUAAAUAUGCUUAUUGCUAAAUUCUGGUGGGGGAGUACGGAUUCUAGAAACAAGAUUCAUUGGAAGGCUUGGGAUUCUUUAUGCACUUCAAAAUUGGAUGGAGGUUUGGGAUUCCGGGAUUUUGAAUCUUUUAAUAUGGCUUUACUUGCGAAGCAGUGUUGGCGUCUUAUUCAGGAUGGUAAUUCGCUUUGUUUUCAGGUUCUGAAAGCGAAGUAUUUUUAUCGAAGUUCUUUUAUGCAGGCUACUUUGGGGCAUAAUCCAUCUUUUGUCUGGAGAAGUCUGUUAGCUGGUAGAGAAGUUAUCAGAUCCGGAUCCAGAUGGAGGAUUGGAAAUGGCCAAACUGUGGAUAUUUGGAGGGAUAGAUGGUUGGCAAAACCGUCGUCUUACCAACCAGCGCCUCGUCCUGGGAUAGUUUUGCAGAAUAAUCCUGUCUCAUCCCUAUUUAAUAAUGAUGGGUAUUGGGAUGAGGAUUUAUUAUCUGAGUUGUUUGAGGAUGAGGAUGUGUAUAGAAUUUUAUGUAUACCACUGCAUUUUUCUUCUACGGACAGGUUGAUUUGGAACCAUUCGGUAGAUGGUCAUUAUACGGUCCGGAGUGGUUACCAUGUUGUGCGAAGGAUUUUAGGUAAAGAAGUUGCAGAGGUGGGAGCAAGGUCAGUAAUGUGGCGGUUAAUCUGGGGUGCUAAUGUGGUUCCAAAAGUGAAGUUUUUUUAUGUGGCGUAUUAUUCAUGGGAGGACUUUUGGGAUUGUUUGUUGUCUAAAGCAAGUCAGCUGGGAUCUUUGGAUGUUGUGUGUAUGGUUUUGUGGAUGAUUUGGUCAAAUCGGAAUAAAGCACUGUAUGAGCAAGUUUGUAAGCUUCCUCAGUCACUUUGUUUAGCGGUAAACAGGUUUAUGUUCGACUUUGAUGCGUCUAAUAGGCGAGCAAUUGGGAGGCCAAUUCAAGAGCAGCGGGUAUGGCAGCCACCAGCUAAUGGACUAGUCAAGAUUAAUGCGGAUGCAGCAUUUUACCAAGCGGAUGGUCUAGCGGUAUUAGUCGCAGUGAUUCGAGACUAUACAGGACGAGUUCUGCUAUCUGGUACAACAAAGAUUGAUAGGGUCACAAGUGUCCUCUUUGCGGAAGUAUACGCGAUUCGUUUUGGUUUGGUUUUGGCUUAUUCUUUUGGUUAUACAAGUUGUGAGGAUGGUUCUGUUGCCAAAAUUGGAGUAAAGAUUCUUUGGAAGCCUUCAAAAUGCCCAAAAUGCAAAGUUUUUGGGCACCAAGAUUGUUUUAAAAAAGUUGAGGUGCAUAUGAUGGAGAAACAAUGGAUUCCUGAAGUUGUUGAGCCUGUCAGAGAGAAGACUCCCCCUCCCAUAGACUGUCUUGUUUUGCCUUUGGAGCAACCAGAUUUGCAUUCUAUGGAUAGUUUUCCUCCAUUAUCAGUUGAGAAAGCCAUGUCAUUUGAGGUAGCCAUUGCAGAACAAGCUAAAACUAUUGAAAAGGGAAAGAUGGUUGCGAAUUCUCAUCAUGAUCAAAGGCUUCAAAUAAGCGUUUCACGGUAUGCAGAGAUACUUGACGACUUGAAGAAGGACCUUAAAAGCCAUGGUGGAUCUGCUGAUUGUAUAUAUGUGGGAAAGGAUGAAGCUGAUGUUGCCCACUUGCUGCGACAUAGAGGAUUUAAAUCUUUCAGCAAGAAGUUUGAUGCUAGUGGUUAUCACCAUUUAAUGAGGAAGAUCGAAUCUCACAGUUCCGUGGAGGAUGCAUCGGAACAAGCGCUUCAUUCUCAAUUUGAAGAACUCCAUAAGAAAGCUGAAGAUUUGGCAAGGACCACCCCUUCCUUCACGAGGCGCCUUUUAUCAAAGGGCAAAACCCCUUCUCAAAGGGGACAAUACCUCAUAAAGGACACAUUCUCCGACCCACGACUCAACAUCGGUGCUUUUGUUGAGAGAAGGAUUCAAGACCUUGGAAGAACCCUCUCAAAAAAACAGUCCCAACCCUUAAUUAAAAGGCGGAUUCAUGUUAAGGAGUGGAAAGAAUCCCACAUUGUUGAGUCCAGGGUUGGAAAUCAUAUAUCUAUAAUUUACUUUUUUGUGGUUUUAAGUUAA
Corchorus capsularis is the source of this 4341-nucleotide messenger RNA. The record is from the annotation of a GenBank genome assembly. NCBI's taxonomy places the organism in Eukaryota, Viridiplantae, Streptophyta, Magnoliopsida, Malvales, Malvaceae.